UUUCGAUUGCGCAUGCGCGAAUGAGCUGACUGUACGGAACGUGCUCCCGGAACAGAUCGGGUAGUAACAGGCUGUGGCACGGUGACAUUGGAGCAGAGAAGUAGGUGUCUUCAUUCUGGUUUUACAUAUAGGUCAACAUGGGGUCAGGUGUGUCCUCAGCUGGUGCUCCAACUGUCCAGGCAGAGACUAUUGAGGCAAUUCCAUCUCAGGGCUGUCCAAUGCACCAACCCCAGCCUACGAAAGUAUUUACACCUUCAGGAUGUCCCAUGCAUCAAACUCAGCCUUUCAAAGAGGCUCCAAUAACCAGUGCAGAGGCAGGUCCAGCCCAUCAGGACCGGGCCUAUGAGUUUGUGGAAUGUCCCAUGAGAGCUGAAGAAGCCAGGAAGAGUGACAUUGACCCAGCAAAUAUGAUGCCUCCUCCGAACCAAACCCCAGCCCCAGAUCAGCCCUUUAAACUGUCCAUCUACAGAGAGGAGUCCAAGAUUCCCCGCCACGGCUCAGAAAAUAACUGGGUUUAUCCAUCGGAGCAGAUGUUCUGGAAUGCCAUGCUGCGGAAGGGAUGGCGUUGGCGGGAUGAUGACCUCGCUCCCCAGGACAUGACCAACAUUAUUAAAAUCCACAAUCAAAACAAUGAGCAGGUCUGGCAGGAGAUCCUUAAGUGGGAAGCCUUGCAUGCACAGGAGUGUCCAUGUGGGCCCACCCUGAAGAAGUUUGGUGGGAAAGCCAAGGAGUAUUCUCCCAGGGCUCGUGUCCGCCACUGGAUGGGCUAUGAGCUGCCUUUUGACCGACACGACUGGAUUGUUGACCGCUGUGGGAAGGAGGUGCGCUACGUCAUCGACUACUACGAUGGUGAACUUAACCAUAAAAACUACCAGUUCUCCAUUCUGGAUGUGCGUCCCGCCUUUGACUCCUUAGAUGCUGUGUGGGAUCGCAUGAAGGUGGCCUGGUGGCGUUGGACCUCCUAAAAGACUUACACGUGGAAGUCAUAGUUACAUUUAAACAUGGAAAGACUGGAGUGGGAGGUUUUCUAUCUUAGCUCUUGGUUGUGGUUCUGAGCUCUGAGUAGAACAUGGUCUAGUGAGGAAAAAGUAUCAUUAUUCCUUAUUUUCAGAUGUAAUGUACAAGAUUGUUUGCCCAUUGUUAUUCUCUGAAGUUGUAAUUAAAGCAUAGUGUACAUCUAA
Molecule: messenger RNA, 1181 nt
Organism: Girardinichthys multiradiatus
Lineage: Eukaryota; Metazoa; Chordata; Actinopteri; Cyprinodontiformes; Goodeidae
Product: holocytochrome c-type synthase
Exons: 8
Coding region: 138-965 (275 amino acids)
Biological process (GO): cytochrome c-heme linkage
Cellular component (GO): mitochondrion
Molecular function (GO): holocytochrome-c synthase activity
Source: RefSeq, a predicted model, not a curated record